AUGGAGACCUACUCCUCCUCGCUGGACGUGAACGAGUUCGCCCUCACCGUGCUCCAGGCGCUCGCUUCUGGGCCCCCGCGCAGCGCUUCGGGCGCCUGGAGGGCCAGGAGGGAUACCCUGGCCGCAGGGGGCGUGGACACGCUUAUGCGGAUCGCACGCUCAUAUGCAGGAUCCGUGGCGGUCGCCGCCUGCGCUUGGCCGGUCGCCGCGGCGCUGGCACGGGAGGCCGAGGCCGAGCCCGAGCCGGUCCAGGAGGAAGAUGGAGCCGCCGCGCAGGGCGACGGGGCCCCGGCGCCGUCGCGGGAGGUGGGUGGCGAGAUGGGCAAGUUGUUGGCCUCGGGGGGCGUUGCGCUGCUGCUCGAGGCGCUCAGGACGCACGCGGGAGCCCUCCGAGUCCAGGUCGCCUGUUUCGAGGCGUUGGAGCAGCUGGCCUCUGCCAGCAUUGCGUGCAGGGCCGAGGUUGUCGCCCUUGAUGGGGUCGCCACCCUGGCGGCGAACAUGAGGCUCCACACCUCCGCGGUUGUGCAGUCCUCGGGGCUGUCCCUCCUGCGGGAGUUGGCCUGCAAGGACGCCACGGUGCGUGCUGCCGCAGUGGCGGACGGCUGCGUGGCACUUGUCGCUGGGGCGAUGCGGAACCACCCUCGCAGCGCCAAGGCGCAGGAGGCAGGCUGCUGCCUGCUGACGGCGUUCUCAGCCGAGGGCCCCCGCGAGUGCGCGCAGGUGGCAGCCCACGGCGGCGUUGCGCUGGUGCUGGCCGCCAUGGCGGGGUUGCCCGAUGUGCCGCGGGUGCAGCUGGCGGGCGUGCAGUGCCUGCAGGGCCUCGUUGGGACCGGCGCUGAGCUCUGCGCCGAGAUCGAGGAGCUCGGUGGCAUCCAGGAGGUCGUGCGGGCGCUGCGGGGCAAGGAGGCAGAGCUCGAGUUGCGGGCCGCGGGACUCGUGGUGCUGGCGGAGCUGGCGGCCGCAGGGCCAGCGAGCCAGGAGGCGAUCUCCGUUGCCGGGGGCGUGGAGGCCAUCGUGGUUUCCAUGAAGGCCCACCCGAAGGAGGCGCGACUGCAGGCGAACGCCGCCGUCGCGCUCCGGGCCCUGGCCAGAGGAAACCAGGACCUCGUGGCGAAGAUCGUUGAGCAGAAGGGGCUGCAGGCGAUGCUCAACGCCAUGCACAAGCUGCCAUCGAGCGUGGACGUGCAGGAGAAAGGCUGCACGGUGCUGAGAUUCCUGGCUUGCGACAGCGAGACGGUGCCCAGGCAGAUCUCUGCCAACGGCGGGCCGCAGAUCGUCGUCGCAGCGAUGAAGCAGCAUAGGACGGCCCUUGGACUGCAGGCGCAGGCCUUCGCGGCGCUGUCCAACCUGGCCUGGGACAAGCGCGACACGCAGACACGUAUCGUUAGUCUCGGCGGCCUGACGCUCGCGAUGGAGACCAUGAAGGCACACAUCGCCGACGUGCCCGUGCAGGCGUUCGGCUGCUGCCUGCUCCACAGCUUGGCGUGCGACCACCAGGAGAACCGCCAGGAGAUCCUGAACCAGGGUGGGGUCGAGGUUGUGCUCGAGGCGAUGCGUGCCCACCGUGGACAAGCCAAGGUGCAGACCUGGGGCUGCGCUGCGCUGCAGAGCCUGUGCGUGGAGGACAUUCAGGUCCAGGACAUACUCGACGAACAUCAAGUCCAGCCGCUGGUGGAAGAGGCCAUGAAGGCGUUCCCUAUGUCCAUCAAGCUGCAGGAGUUCGGCGGGAGCCUCCUCGACAUUCUCGAAAUGGAGGAUGCGCCAGAGGAGACGGACUCGGGCUCUGAGGGCUCCAGCCCCUGA
Molecule: messenger RNA, 1803 nt
Organism: Prorocentrum cordatum
Lineage: Eukaryota; Dinophyceae; Prorocentrales; Prorocentraceae
Source: the annotation of a GenBank genome assembly